UCAGGCAGACGCGCUGGCAAAAGUAAACGUCAAAGUGGUGACACGGAAAUGUCACUAAAACGUGGAUACGUGGUAGUCAAAGCACCUUUCUGAACGUUGGAGGUGUCGAUGUGCUGGAUGGAUCAAGCUUGAGCGGCUGCUGACACAUUGUGACACGUUUUCCCCCCCAAAUGGAGCGGAGGCUUGCAGAUUUCAGGGCUCGGCGACAGGCUAAAAGGGCUUCCGGUCGCGAGCAGGUAGUCGCCACUGUUCCCACAACUAUCGUGGAAGCGCCUUCAAGCCUUCCGCUGAAUGAGCAAAAUUCAGGAUUGGGCCCCUCAACAGAGGCCGGUCGCGACUGGAUGUUGGACAGCUCGUGGGGGAGAUGGCUGUCCACAAGAUAUGACCUUUCCAACAUCACCCUGCUCAAAGUCCUGCUCUGGGUGGUCCUGCUCAGCUUUUUCAUGGAGCUGGAAUUCGGCUUGCCCUUCUUCAUCGUCUCCCUCUUCUACUGGCUGUACGAGGGACUGCGUGACCCGGAUGAUCGUGAGCCUGGGGAGAUGAGUGCUUAUUCCGUCUUCAACCCGGACUGUCAACCACUGCUAGGCGCUCUCACCGCGGAGCAGUUGGAGGCGGAGAUGGGCUACAGACCCCUUGCAAACAGAUGAAAUGCAUAUAAAUUGCACUUGUAUCUUGACUUGAAUUGUCAUUACAAUGUAUUUGAUGUCAUUAAAUGUGAUUUGUCUAUUGACA
Molecule: messenger RNA, 732 nt
Organism: Hippocampus comes (tiger tail seahorse)
Lineage: Eukaryota; Metazoa; Chordata; Actinopteri; Syngnathiformes; Syngnathidae
Gene: saysd1
Product: SAYSVFN motif domain containing 1
Exons: 2
Coding region: 171-647 (158 amino acids)
Source: RefSeq, a predicted model, not a curated record